AUGGUCGCCAUCGCCACCCCUCGGCGGCAGCUGACGCUCCUCUGGCUCUUCGGCCUCCUCACCCUCAGCCUGCUCUUCUUCCUUUUCUUUUUCUACCACGAUACCUCCCCGUCCGUCGCUCGUAAUUGGAAAGCCCCCUUCGUCACCGACUCGGGCUUGACCACAUUUGAAAAUAAUGGCACUAAGGGGAAUGCCCGCGUCGCCAUCAUCGAGACCGUCGGUACCCAUGAUGAGGUCACGUCCGCCCUCGUCACCGCCUUUGGUGGCCUACCCAACGUCGACCUGACCCUCAUGCUCCGUCAACAGCGUUAUAACAUGCAGGACAUCAUGAACUCUUUCAAGCUGGCCUCGGCCAGUUCCAAGCUCAUCUCCCACGACGACCUCGCCUCCAUGGUCGCCGGCGACACUCCCCCCCAUGUCCUCGUCUCUACCACCUGCGAGCUCGACCUUGAGAACAAGCCUACGGAGUUCCGUGAUCUGCUCACUAAGGGCGAAACCUACCUCUUCUGCCUGAUGCACCACGCCGACCGUUGGGGAGAUGGCCAGCACGUUGAUAUUAUCCGCGAGUACAUCGAGAAGGGCAUGGCCGACUUCAUCGGUCUCAGCCAGCAUACCGUCGACUUUCUCCACCGUGACACCGCCGAAAAGUGGGAUCGCGAGCUCAACUAUACCGCCCACGUGUUGCCCCCCGUUUUCUCCGUCAAACUGCCCGAUACAGACCCGGAGGGUCUGUCGCUUGCUAUGCAGGGCGACUACUCGUCGGGCCGCCGCAACUACCAGCAUACGUUUGAGCAGCUCGGCCACGUCAUAGGUGAGCUGCGCGCCAAGGCUGGCGCCGACGAGGAGAAGAACAAGAAGGUCACUCUGCACGUUAUCGGCCACGGCGAGAUCCCCAGCGUGCCUGAUGACCUUAAGAGCAACGUCGUCUUUGAUCAGGACCUCUCCUACCCUGACUUCUACCGUACCCUGUCCGGCGCCUUCACCAUAAUCCCCGCAUUUGCUGACGAAGGGUACCUUGACCGCAAGGCCUCGUCUACGGUGCCCGCGGCAUUGAUUGCCGGUGCGCCCAUCGUCGCUAGCGAGCAGCUCCUCGCGGCGUACACUUAUCUGCCGCGUGAAGCCGUGUGGCUGUCGGAGCCUGGCGAGGAUGAGAUGGACACGAUUAAGCGCUUUGUUGGCGACAUGGCUGGAUACCAGGAGCGGAUGGGCAGAGUCAAGGAGACGCGGGAGAGGCUGAUACAAGACAACAUCAAGAAUGUCGGAGAGUGGAUAAAAGAGGCCUUGGCCAAGGUAGAGGCCGUUAAGAAAGACCGGGGGGUACAAAGAAGGAACGCUAGAGGGAACAGCAUGCUUGGGUAUUUGAGGUUUAUGCUAUCAAUGAACUGUAUAUUGAUGAUAUAG
This is a messenger RNA of Colletotrichum spaethianum, 1401 nucleotides long. RefSeq lists its product as uncharacterized. Lineage: Eukaryota; Fungi; Ascomycota; Sordariomycetes; Glomerellales; Glomerellaceae. The coding region runs from base 1 to 1401 and encodes 466 amino acids. The record is from RefSeq and is a predicted model, not a curated record. The transcript has a single exon.